This is a messenger RNA of Copidosoma floridanum, 354 nucleotides long. RefSeq lists its product as uncharacterized. The record is from RefSeq and is a predicted model, not a curated record. NCBI's taxonomy places the organism in Eukaryota, Metazoa, Arthropoda, Insecta, Hymenoptera, Encyrtidae.
AUGAACACUUUCGCAAAGACGAGCAUCGCGAUGGUCAUGGUGGCAGGGCUAAUGUGCGCCUGCGAGGCCGGAGUGCUAGCAGCAGCCCCGGUAGCUCCAGCGGCGAUAGGCUACACCCACGUGGUGCCGCACAACGUAUUUCCAUUCGCCUCGAGAGUCGACCUCGAGACCAGAGUCAGGGCAGCGCCGCUCCUCGCUCCGCUCGCCGCUCAUCCCCUGCUACCCGCACCAGCCCAUCAUGCCCCGCUGGUCGCGGCACCGGGACCUAUCGCUGCUGCUGUACCGCCGUUUUUCGCCCCAGCUCAUCACGCGUUGGCGGCACCCUACGCCCUGCCUGCGCCGUUUUUUUCAUAG